CUUUAAAAUCAACUGGGUAGCUCGCUGGUAACCAAUGUGAGGACCUGCGCACUGCAGUGAUAGGUUGAGAAGGACGAGUGUGUGAAAGCAGUCAGCAUGGGGUGCAGUGGGGCAGUUUUCAGAUGCAAGGUCAAUAUACUGUGAACGGCACACACCCUCUGAAUGACAGUAUCACUGGAACCACACGAGUCCUGCAGUGCUUGUAAGACGUGUGACUUCUUGUGUGUUUCAACAAUCAACCCCAGAAAGGUUUAAAGAUACUGAAAUGUGAUGAUAAAAUAUUGAGCCAAUGAUGUCCAAGUAACAUUGCACUGUGGGCGUGCCACUGGCUUCAGAUCCUACAUAUAGGAACACAGACCAGCGUUUAUUCAGACUAGCAGCGCAGGGACAGCAAGGACAAUGGCUUCAGGUGAAGGAAGAAUUGGAUCCUCAACUAGACUACUGUGUGGAUCAGAUCAUGAAGCUGGAGCAAUAGAGGGUGUAGAAACACAAACUCCCAGCUCCUCUGAAAUCAGGAUUGUGCUGUUUGGGAAAACUGGAACUGGGAAGAGUGCCUCAGGGAACGCCAUCCUGGGAAGAAAGGAGUUUGUGACGAAAACCAGCUCUAAAUCAAAAACCAAGAAGUGUGUUAAGAGACCAGGAGAAGUUGCUGGGAGACGCGUUGCUGUGGUCGACACACCGGGCUUGUAUGAUACGAAGAUGUCCGAAGAGGAAGUUAAAAGAGAGAUCGCAAAAUGCAUCUCUUUCUCAACCCCUGGACCCCACGCUUUCCUCCUGGUGCUACAGCUGGGCCGAUUCACAGAGGAAGAGAAGAAAGCAGUGGAGAUCAUCAAGAUGAUUUUUGGUGGGGAAGCUACAAACCACAUAAUCAUCCUUUUUACUCACGGGGAUGAUCUGGAGGAAGGGGAGACGAUUGAGGAAUAUGUUGACGAAGCUGAAGGUGAUCUCAGGAAGCUGCUAAUGGAAUGUGGGUUCAGGUAUCAUGCCUUCAACAACAGAGAAAAGAACGAUCGCACUCAGGUCACAAAGCUCAUAGAGAAAAUAGAGGCCAUGGUGACAGCAAACAACAACCCCUUCUACACCAGUGACAUGUUACAGCAAGUAAAUAAAAAAAUAGAAGAAAGAGUAAUAGAGAUCAUGAAGGAGAAGAAAAAACAAAUAGACCUGGAGAUAGAGGAGCUGAAGCAAAAGAACCAGAAAGAGCGUCAAGAGAGAAUGAGGCAGAUAGAAGAGGAAAUCCAAGAUGAAGAAGAGAGAGAAACGAGAAAGACAGCAUUACUGUUAGAGUAUGAGGAAAAACAACAGAGAGAAUGCACAGCAGCAUUGACACGUUACAAGCAAAGAGCAAGAGAAGAAGCAGAAAACUCCAAUAGUGUAUUGCAAUACAUAUUCAGACUAUUGAAAAGAGAAACUUGGGACAGAAUAAUAGCAGCAGUCAGCAGCAGCAGCAGACCAGAUCAUGAAGCUGGAGCAAUAGAGGGUGUAGAAACACAAACUCCCAGCUCCUCUGAAAUCAGGAUUGUGCUGUUUGGGAGAACUGGAACUGGGAAGAGUGCCUCAGGGAACACCAUCCUGGGAAGAAAGGAGUUUGAGUCGACAGUCCGUUCCAAAUCAGAGACUAAGGAGUGUGUUAAGAGAACAGGAGAAGUUGCUGGGAGACGCGUUGUUGUGGUCGACACACUGGGCUUCUGUGAUACAGAGAUGUCUCAAAAGGAAGUUAUAUUGGAUGCUGCGCAAUGCAUUACUGCGUCUGCCCUGGGACCCCAUGCUUUCCUCCUGGUGAUACAGCUGGGACGAUUCACAGAGGAAGAGAAAAAAGCAGUGGAGAUCAUCAAGAUGAUUUUUGGUGGGGAAGCUACAAACUACAUGAUCAUCCUUUUUACCCGUGUGGAUGAUCUGGAGGAAGGGGAGACGAUUGAGAAAUAUGUUGACGAAGCUGAAGGUGAUCUCGAGAAGCUGCUAAUGGAAUGUGGGUUCAGGAAUCAUGCCUUCAACAACAGAGAAAAGAACGACCGCACUCAGGUCACAAAGCUCAUAGAGAAAAUAGAGGCCAUGGUGACAGCAAACAACAACCCCUUCUACACCAGUGACAUGUUACAGCAAGUAAAUAAAAAAAUAGAAGAAAGAGUAAUACAGAUCAUGAAGAAGAAGAAAAAACAAAUAGACCUGGAGAUAGAGGAGCUGAAGCAAAAGAACCAGAAAGAGCUUCAAGAGAGAAUGAGGCAGAUAGAAGAGGAAAUCCAAGAUGAAGAAGAGAGAGAAACGAGAAAGACAGCAUUACUGUUAGAGUAUAAGGAAAAACAACAGAGAGAAUACACAGCAGCAUUGACACGUUACAAGCAAAGAGCAAGAGAAGAAGCAGAAAACCCCAAUAGUGUAUUGCAAUACAUAAUCAGACUAGUGAAAGAAAUUUGGGACAGAAUAAUAGCAGCAGUCAGAAGCGCAGCAGCAGCAGUAGUAGGAGGCACAGCAGGUGAAAGUUUUAGGGACUUUGCUCAGAAGGUGCUGCUGCCCAAACUGACCGGCCUGUGA
Messenger RNA from Polyodon spathula (Mississippi paddlefish), 2532 nucleotides. Its product is annotated as calponin homology domain-containing protein DDB_G0272472-like. The record is from RefSeq and is a predicted model, not a curated record. Gene Ontology annotation, molecular function: GTP binding. Lineage: Eukaryota; Metazoa; Chordata; Actinopteri; Acipenseriformes; Polyodontidae. The transcript has 4 exons. Bases 400 to 2532 code for a protein of 710 amino acids.